This is a messenger RNA of Cicer arietinum (chickpea), 1889 nucleotides long. The record is from RefSeq and is a predicted model, not a curated record. Lineage: Eukaryota; Viridiplantae; Streptophyta; Magnoliopsida; Fabales; Fabaceae.
UACAGCAAAAGGAACAGUGCACCCGCUGUCAAGUAUCACCCACUGAACUGAAAAUAAGUGAAGAAAGGUUUCGUUGGCCGCCUCAAUCUCUCUCCUCAAACAGGAUGAAACCCCCUUCCACUCUUUUCCUCAAAACCCAUAUUCCUUCUUCCCUUUUACUCCUCACAUUCUCCAAAGGAACGCGCAAUGCUAAAUUGCCUCACAACUUCUGUUUCUGUAAGACCAUCCAAACUAGUUCGUAUGAAGAAGUUACUAAAGGAAGUUACGUUCCCACUUUGGAGAAGAUCAAAGAAAAUACCAAUAAUAAUAUAUUGGAAAAGCCAUCUAGAACAAUGGAAUCUGUUGGAGCAUUUCAAAAGUUGCCUAUAGUGAUGCCAUCUGUUGACAUUCUGGGGUCGGCCAUGAAAAAGGCGAGAAGGAUUUCUCCGACACAAGGAAUUGUCAAUAUUGCAAAAAGAGAGAAAAACAAGGGUGCAAAACAACUUGAUGCGUUGAUGAAAGAACUUGCUGUUCCCUUGAGGACGUAUGUGGAGAAUUUUCCUAAUAAAACACGCCUUCAUCCUUAUGAAAGAUCUCUUAUUGAGCUGACACUUGGAGAUGGGUACUAUGAAAAGGUGCUAGGGAAGGUAGACGGUUUAAGGAAGAGGGUAGUAUCUGUUGGAAAGGAACACGCUUCACAUUGUGCUAAGUCUACGACCAAGCGAGAAGCAGUGGAAAGAUUGAAUGAGGGUCUUAAGAAAAUUGAAGAGAGUUUUGGUCAAGAAAUGAAAGUUGUUGACGAUUUGUUAAACAUAGCGAAGACUCUGAGGGCAAUGCCUGUAAUUAAUUUAGAAACAUCAACUCUCUGCCUUGUUGGAGCCCCUAAUGUUGGAAAAUCUUCUUUGGUCCAUGUACUCUCUACAGGCAAGCCUGAGGUUUGUAACUAUCCGUUCACAACAAGAGGAAUUCUUAUGGGUCAUAUUAUCUUUAACUAUCAGAAGUUUCAGGUUACGGAUACCCCAGGUCUUCUGAAGAGACAUGACGAGGACAGAAAUAAUUUGGAAAAGUUGACCCUUGCUGUCCUUUCACAUCUACCAACAGCAAUUUUGUAUGUUCACGACCUUUCAGGGGAAUGUGGAACCUCGCCUUCCGAUCAGUUUUCAAUAUACAAAGAAAUCAAAGAAAGGUUUCCUGCACAUUUAUGGCUUGAUGUUGUCUCGAAAGCUGAUCUGUUGAAGACAUCUCCUGUGGUAUAUGCAACAGAAGAUCCUUCUCUCACAGAUCAUGAGCUGGAGAAGUACCGUAAAUCAGGUCCUGAUGGAGCUAUUAAUGUGUCUGUGACAACACAGAAAGGACUACAUGAGCUAAAGAACAGAGUGCAUGAGCUGCUUAAUUUGCAGAUGACCAAGAUCAAAGAUAUUAGCAACAAUCAAGAGAAGUGAAGGACUUGUCUCAUCUAAAGUGCUAUAAUUUCUCAUGCACAUGUAUAUAAUAUUAAUCGUUGAUUUGUUUAUUAACGGUUAAUGUUUUUUAUUUUACGCUUUAAAGUGAGUUGUUGAGUUUAGAAGAGCCAAAUCCAAAAGUGAACGACGCCACUCUAAGGUUAUAUCAAAUUUAUGAGAAACUUUCCUGGUCAAAUUGGGAGGGUGAAAUCUUCAUUUGUAAAACAAGUUAAACAGGCUCUCUCUAUGGCCACCCUCCAAACAUGAAAACUAGCAAAAGUGAUUUCAGGUUUCAGUACUGCCACCAAGAGAUUAGGCAUUGUAGUGUAAAAUGAGGGUGACACUCUGAAUGUUGGAGAUAGUUGAUUGGUUACACGAAAGUUAUUCAUAGACCUUGUUUAUUUCAAUCAUAUUGGAUCAUCUUGUAGAAUCAAGAAUUGCUUGUUUCUUGUUUGCCUUUCUGGUUCA